Molecule: messenger RNA, 636 nt
Organism: Naegleria lovaniensis
Lineage: Eukaryota; Heterolobosea; Eutetramitea; Acrasida; Naegleriidae
Exons: 1
Coding region: 1-636 (211 amino acids)
Source: RefSeq, a predicted model, not a curated record
AUGUCUUCGAUGGAUGGUAAAAGUCAAUCGACUCGAUUUAAUUCAAAAACUCCAAGAAAAACAUCUCAACAUGUUGCUUUGAACACUCCUCGAAAUACAAUUCAUGAACCUACUACUACAAUGAAUGAACCACUUGUUUCAAAUCCAGUCGUGAUGAUUACAACGACACAUCCCUCGACUAUAAAUUCUCAAUCGACUCGAAUUGGUAACAAUUAUGUGAGUAAGAUUGCAUUGGUGGAUGAGGAAGGAAAGAUUGUUGCCAAUCUUGAAAAUGAUACUCUGGGAGUUGUCACAAUUAGUAAUAGUUGUGGCCAUGGACAAAAUAUUCGAAGAAAAAGUAAAUCUCAAUCGACUCGAAUGAAUCAUUCGAUGGCUAUGCAAGCAAUGGCUGUGUUGUUGACAAGUACUGAAACAAUUCCAACUUGUCAACAACGUGUCAUGAAAAAUACUAACCAACGACUCUCUGUGAAUAUGAGUAACAGUGUCAGCAGUGUGAAAGACAAGAGUGAACAAGAUGGACCAGUUUCACAAUUCAAACAGAAAAUUCGUAGGAAGAGUAUUGCAUUUACCAAAAAGAUGAGAUUUUUUGAUUCAGCGGAUUCCAUGGAAGGAGAUGCGUUUGUGGAAUAUGCUUAA